AUGAGUGCUGCAGGUUCGGUCAGAAUGGGAGGACUGAGGAGAGGAGCUCGCGACCUGCACGGUGAUUAACCCCCCCCCCCAGCCCAAAAAGAUGAUUUAUCGCGACUGUAGAGCUGCUGAGUCAAGGUAACGGAGAGCCACGAGCUGCUGCUGCAAGAGAACCAACCUGCAGGUAGCUGUCCUUCAGUUCCUACCUGUUCAGUGUGUCCUUCCGAGUCUGCGAUGCCGAUCGACAUGGCGUUACCUCGGUACCUGUCCACGGAGGAGUUCCUCUACCGGACGUCUACUAAAACGUGCCGGCCGUCUCUCAGCUCGUGCCUGAGGUUCGAGCCUUCGCCCGUGAUGGACCAGACGGAGCCUGAGGACGCCCCGUCCUCCCGGGACCACUCCAGGAAAACCAAGAACAGCCCUGCCAAGAAGCAGGUGACGUUCGCCGACCACCGCGGCCUGUCCCUGACCAGAGUCAAGCUCUUCUCUCAGUUCGACGACCCCAUCGACAUUCCCGUGAAGGUCCAGUCGACGCUCUGCUCCGCCGCGUCCCUGGCGGCCCAGCAGGACAACAAGCUGGCGCUGGACUUCGCCCAGCCGUCCUCCGACUACCUGCUGUUCCGCCAGCGCCUGGAGGUGGACUACGUGUGCCUGGAGCAGUGCGUGCUGCGGGAGAAGCUGCUGGCCGGGACCGUCAAAGUCCGCAACGUUUCCUUCGAGAAGCGCGUGAAGCUGCGCUGGACGUCCGACGGCUGGCAGAGCCACGCCGACGUGGACUGCGAGUACAUGAAGGACGCCUAUCCCAGCAUGCACAGCGACACCUUUGCCUUCAGCGUGGCGCUGCCCGAGCGGCUGGCGCCUCGGCAACGCGUGGAGUUCGCCGUCUGUUACGCGGUGGACGGACGGGAGUACUGGGACAGCAACCGGGGGGACAACUACUGCAUCGUCUGGGCCUCGGCCAAGACCAACCGGCGCCCAAACGCCGCGGACUUCGGGAUUCAUAUGGAGCGGUACGGCAGCCCCACCUGCUCACACGGGCUCUUCCCUGAUUGGCCGAGUUACGCGGGCUACGAGAACACCGGCCCGUACUACUGAGCUGAACAGGGAGCAGGGUGUUCGGCUCGGUGGUGUUUUAAGCCCCCAACAUCGCCUUCCAGGCAGCUAAACUUAAAGCGUAACUCUCGCCAAAAUGCAACCUAGGGUCUUUUUGUGAAUGCACCCGAGUC
This is a messenger RNA of Perca fluviatilis (European perch), 1214 nucleotides long. RefSeq names its product protein phosphatase 1, regulatory subunit 3B (gene ppp1r3b). The coding region runs from base 223 to 1083 and encodes 286 amino acids. The record is from RefSeq and is a predicted model, not a curated record. The transcript has 3 exons. Gene Ontology annotation, molecular function: protein phosphatase 1 binding; glycogen binding. Gene Ontology annotation, biological process: regulation of glycogen biosynthetic process. Lineage: Eukaryota; Metazoa; Chordata; Actinopteri; Perciformes; Percidae. Gene Ontology annotation, cellular component: protein phosphatase type 1 complex.